AUGCUCUACUUGACACUGCUCAGCGGCGCGAAGAAGGAGAUUGUUGACGAUUUGGCUAAGGAUUUACAAGGUGAAGAUGUUGACUGCAAGGCGGUAUGGGAGAAGUUCGGGGUAACAGCAGAAAAUCCCAGUCGUCUGAAAACCUUGUGCACGGACCCUGCCUGGCUUGGUGAAGCAUCACCUGCCGCUGAGGAGUAG
Perkinsus marinus ATCC 50983 is the source of this 198-nucleotide messenger RNA. RefSeq lists its product as hypothetical. The coding region runs from base 1 to 198 and encodes 65 amino acids. Lineage: Eukaryota; Perkinsozoa; Perkinsida; Perkinsidae. The transcript has a single exon. The record is from RefSeq and is a predicted model, not a curated record.